ACACGCACAAGUCACGAAUGACUCUGUUCGUGUGAGGGAAGGAACUGUUGGGAUUGGACAUGGAGACGACGCCGUUUGUACGCAACAGAUACUGGGUUCUGAGGCACGGCAAGAGCAUUCCAAACGAGAGAGGCCUUAUUGUCUCCUCCGUGGAAAAUGGUACGCGUGCAGAAUUUCAAUUGGCAUCUGAAGGUGUUAAGCAAGCAGAGUUGGCUGGAGAGUUAUUUCUAAAGGAACUGAAGGAAAGUAGCAUACCACUUGAAAAUGUCCGCAUUUGUCACUCUCCAUUUUCAAGAACAACUCACACUGCUAAAGUUGUUGCAUCUAUGUUGAAUCUUCCGUUUGAAGGUCCCCAAUGUAAGGUGAUGGAAGAUCUUCGAGAACGCUUCUUUGGUCCUUCAUUCGAACUUAUGUCACAUGAUAAAUAUGCAGAGAUAUGGGAUCUUGAUCAAAAAGAUCCGUUUAUGCGGCCAGAAGGUGGAGAAAGUGUAGAUGAUGUUGCUUCUAGACUUGCAAAUGCUAUAGCGAUUAUGGAGUCAGAAUUUCAAGGAUGCGCAAUCUUGAUUGUCAGCCACGGGGAUCCCCUGCAAAUCCUGCAGACAGUACUCCAUGCCGUUAAGCAACACAUAGCAUCCAGUAGCAAUGACUUGGCAUCAAGAGUACAAGCAGCUAGAGUGCCUUCCAUCUUGUCACAGCACCGGAAUUUCGCCCUCCUCACCGGAGAGCUACGGGCUGUUAUAUGAACUGAAGUUGUGGCCUUGGAGCCAAUGCCAUGGACCUUGACUGAAUUUACACUAAAUUAUUGUGAGAGUCAAAUUUCUGGGAUAAUUGUGAGGCUUAGGGCGAUAUUUUUAAAUGAGGGUUAAGGGCUACCUUUUUUCCACCUAGCAAGAGCUAACCAACCUCUUGGAAGAUCCAAAACAUGACCGCCCUCCCUUUGCUCGCUUGGCUAGCUUUAGGUAGCUUUGUGGGACGAACAAUGCCUUCAGACAUGCUAAAGAAGUUUAAGGAUUUGCAGUUUGGACAAUGAGGGAGCAGCAGCUAUAGUGAAGGGGCAGUUCAGAUGAGUUCUUGCUUGAAUCACAACUGAUUUCCAGGAUCUACAGACACUGCCUAAGCGAACGCCUUCAAUUAGAUCCAGGCACUAUAAGAUGACCAUAUGGGGAUG
This is a messenger RNA of Alnus glutinosa, 1168 nucleotides long. RefSeq lists its product as uncharacterized. The transcript has 7 exons. The record is from RefSeq and is a predicted model, not a curated record. The coding region runs from base 60 to 743 and encodes 227 amino acids. Lineage: Eukaryota; Viridiplantae; Streptophyta; Magnoliopsida; Fagales; Betulaceae.